AUUUUGCUUUUUGGGCCGCUCGUGCUGUGACGUCACUACGGAUGCUCCGCGGACUGUUGGUUCAUCAGUCUGAGGAAGAAAGCGAGGUUUGGUCCUGUAGUCCUCCAUGCCACACAGCAAAUCAUACAACACAAUAUGGAGUGAAGCUACUCCCACAGCAGUUCACCAAUAAAUGUUGGAAGCAUUCCCAUCAAAGGAGCCAAAUUGGUACAAGCCAGCUGUAACAACGCAUUCUACGUGACACUGUCGUAAAGAUGGAAUUUGUCGAAGAGAGUGGAGACAUCAGUGAUGCUGAAUCAUGCAGAAUGAAUGAUGAAGAUGUGGAGGAACAACGAGAACUGAUGGAAUCGAACGAGGAAAAUCGGACACAGAAUGAAAUGGAGAAUCGAGAAUCUCCCAAUUUCAAAUAUGGAGAAAUCACUAUUUCUUUACAAACAGAUGGGGGUUUCAAUCAAGAAGCCACAAAUUCUUUCACAUGCCACCAUUGUGGAAAGACUUUCUCCCGAAAAGGACAUCUGAAGUAUCACAUAAGAGUCCACACCGGUGAGAGGCCUUACAAAUGCUCUCGGUGUGAGAAGACUUUCACACAAAAAGGCCACCUUGGGGCUCAUAUAAUAACUCACACUGGUGAGAGGCCAUUCACAUGCCCUCAGUGUGGAAAGGGUUUCAUGAGUAAAGGAAACCUUAACGUUCACAUUAAAAUUCACACCCGAGAUAGGCCUUUUAUGUGCCCGCAGUGUGGAAAGACUUACACGUGUAAAGGACACCUUAAGGACCACUUACAAAGUCACAAUGGGGAGAGGCCUUUUACAUGCCCUCAAUGUGGAAAGAGUUUCACACGGAAAGGAAACCUUAAUAUUCACAUUAGAACUCACACCAAAGAGAGGCUUUACACAUGCCCCCAGUGUGGAAAGAGUUUCAUAUCUAAAGGACACCUUAAGGAACACAUAGGAAUUCACACUGGUGAGAGGCCUUUUGCAUGUCCUCAAUGUGGAAAGUGUUUCACACGUAAAGGAAGUCUUAAUAUUCACAUAAAAGGUCACACUAGAGAGUGUCUUUACAAUUGCCCUCAGUGUGGAAAGACUUUCCAAACUAAAGGACAUCUUGAUGGUCACAUAAGAAUUCACACUGGAGAGAAGCCAUUCACAUGCCCUCAAUGUGAGAGAAGCUUCACUCAACGAAGACAUCUGAAGCAUCAUAUAAAAAUUCACACAGGUUGAGAGGCCUUUCUCAUGCCAUCUUUGUGGUAAAGGUUUCACACAGGGGCAAAUUCUCAAAUUUCACCUGCAGUUUCACUCUGGAGAAAAGCCAUUUGGCUGUGAUGAGUGGUAAAAUAUUUGUUUUGGAGUCGCUGCUGAAAAAGCUGAAAACGCAUUCAAAUUAGCAGCCUUAUUCAUGCUCUGUUUGCGGGAAAAGUUGAAGCGGCACAAAAGAAUCCAUACUGGAGAAAAACCUUUUCAAGUGCUCACAUUGUGGAAAGGGGUUCACUGAGUCUGGAAACCUGACAAAACAUGAAAGAGUCAACAGAGAGAAGACGUACCACUGCCUUUCAUGUGGGAGGAGAUUUAGACAAUCAGGUAGUCUACUGGCUCAUAUAGAAAAGCACUGUCCGCAAGUGGUCACAGUGACCAACCUUCAGGAUUCUGUUCCAAGAACGUUGUGUAAAAUUUGUACCCGACAAUGGAAUCCGUCAAACAGUAGGAUUAAGGCCUGUUCACACCAAUUCAGAUGUUUGGUGCGAUAAACAUUUUAAUUAGAAUGAACGGCUGUUAAUGCAUCUGUUCAGACCAACAUGAACAUUCCCAGGCUGUCAACGCAACGUUUUUUAUGGAGAGGUGUUCUAAUCUUUUUCAUUGUACUGCGAAGAAGCUGGUGAAGAAACCUCCCUUUAUUGCUUCACCCCCAAAAUAACAAGCACGCUAUGGAACAGUUGCCUGUGUUCACAAGUAUCAGCUGAGAUUCAACAACAGCAUAUCUUGGUUCUGUGAAACAGCAAAAACCAAUGUUACUCGCGUAUCGAGUAGAAACAAAGCAACCUCAGCAUUUCCCACUCUCUAACGUCUCUCCAGCACUGGAAAGCUUUUCCAAUAUUAACAUGGGUCCUAGCUCUUGCUUGAUCGAAACCCUUCUUUUUCAAAUUAUAUUCCUCUGACCUUUACUCUUUGGUAAUAUCUCACCCAUCUCUCUUUCUAAAGUCUUUCUACAAAUGUCCUGCUUGCUCACUCUUUCUCCUCCCCCAUCAUGAAUGGACACAACCCCUAUUUGUGCAUCAUGAGCAUUUACUUCCCAUAUUUGAGCAUCAUGAGUUUUACGGCCCCUAUUUGAGCAUCAUGAGUGGAUACACCCCAAUUUCAGCAUCAUGAGCGUUUACGUCCCCUAUUUGAGCAUAAUGAGCGUGUACACACCCACUAUUUGAGCAUCGUGAGUGGAUACUCCCCCUAUUUGAGCAUCAUGAGCGUAUACACCCCAUUUGAGCAUAAUGAGCGUGUACACACCCACUAUUUGAGCAUCGUGAGUGGAUACUCCCCCUAUUUGAGCAUCAUGAGCGUAUACACCCCCUAUUUGGGCAUCAUGAGCUGAUACGCCCCUAUUUGAGCAUCAUGAGUGGAUACGUCCCCUUUUGAUGAUUGGCUACAAGAAUGUUUUGGUGAAACUUGAAUUUGUUUUUUCUCCGAUUUACACUGCCAGGACUAUGUACAAAUACAAUAUUUUUUUCAGCACACACACACACAACAGACAUCUAGCAAAUAUUCACAAAAUUGUUUGUUUAGGAGUUGAUUUAAAUUUUAAAUCACGUUUCUUGGAAAUUGCUUUCUGCACAUUUAAGAUUUCUGCAUUUUUGGUCACAGUCCCAGAGCAACUGCUGUUUUUUUUUUUUUUUGUUUGUUUGUUUGUUUUGAUGUAUUUGUUUCAGUGCCAUGUACAUAAUUGUCCAAAUAAAACACAGUCCUUGAAAUGUGAA
This is a messenger RNA of Ctenopharyngodon idella (grass carp), 2962 nucleotides long. RefSeq names its product gastrula zinc finger protein XlCGF8.2DB-like. The coding region runs from base 255 to 1220 and encodes 321 amino acids. Lineage: Eukaryota; Metazoa; Chordata; Actinopteri; Cypriniformes; Xenocyprididae. The record is from RefSeq and is a predicted model, not a curated record. The transcript is spliced from 3 exons.